Hevea brasiliensis (rubber tree) is the source of this 3787-nucleotide messenger RNA. RefSeq lists its product as uncharacterized. The coding region runs from base 1867 to 3507 and encodes 546 amino acids. The transcript is spliced from 3 exons. Lineage: Eukaryota; Viridiplantae; Streptophyta; Magnoliopsida; Malpighiales; Euphorbiaceae. The record is from RefSeq and is a predicted model, not a curated record.
AGAAUAAUUUAGUUUUUAUAAUUUUAAUGUUUACAAUAAAUUUAUUCAUUAAUAGAAAGAUUAAAUUAUUAUAUAUAUAAUGUAAAAUUUGAGGAUUAAAUAAUUAAUUUUUUGAAAUUUAAGAAUUAAAGUAUAAAAUAGUGUAAAAUUUAGGGAUUGAAUGAUUAAUUUUUCAAAUUAAUGGACUAAAGUGUAAUAGAAGAUAAGAUACGGGGAGCAAAUUAUAAAUUUCCCUUUUAUGUAAGUCGAAUUUACGACGACACUCCGUAUUGGGCAAAAUGAGCGAUGAAAACGACGUUUCCGCAAAACAGAGGCACAGCCUUAGAGAAGCAGAAAAUAAUGCCAAUCAUCCUCAUCACCAAAACAAAAGGAAUAGUGAUAAUAGUUCCAGUUCUCGGUCGCCUCUAUUAUGUUGUUCUUUCUUCUUUCUUCUCCAUGGCAUUGUGAUUGUCCUGCUGCUGCUUCUACCUUAGAAAGCUGAGGAGAGAAUAUUGCCGACGAAAGAGGAUAUCGUAUGGGUUAAGGAUCAGAUCCGUGUGAAUGGAUUGCAUAUGCAAGAGAACGUUCUCCGUAAGGGCAUUAAUCCUAGCACUAGGGCUCAGCAACUCGAAGAUUUGAUUCACCAGAAAAUGAAGGAGAGUGCCGGCAAGAAGGGCACAAAGGAAGGGAUUUCUUGCAAAGAAGAUAUGACUAAUGGGUGCCCUAAUAAGACAUUCAUACCCUAAUAAGACAUUCACUCUACGGUUAGUGCAAGGAAAGCCAGCAGCCGGCUAAUUGCUUUGCUUUCUCUCUCUCUCUCUCUUUCAUGCUCUUUUCAUCACACAAAGGCCGGCAUUCUCAUUCUCUACAGUAUGGCAAUGCUAAUGCUGACAUUGUUGCUCAACUCUCAGCAUUAGCUAGGUAAUCUCCUCAUUUUCUUUAAUUUCUGUUUUAUAUUUGGAUGUAGGGCUAUAUAAUUUUUUGAUGCUUGGUGAGAGUGUGCGUGUGAUGAAGAUUAGGGCUAUUCGUUAAUAGCAAGACAAAGGAAGGAAUACUUAGUGAGGGGUGGGGCAGUUGUAAGUAGGUUCUUGAGCAGUAGAGGAUGCUCAAGUGGACAAAUAUUAGCCCUUGGAUUGAAGAUGGCGUAGGAUUCUCAAGUUGAGUACACGUGCUGCUCUCACUUUUUUCUCUUUCUCUCUCUCUCUCUCUCUCUGUCUCUCUCUUUCCUUUUACCUUUUUUUAUCUUUGCUUUCAUGCAUAGAUUUCUCCUCCUAAGUAUAGUGAACUUAUAGUUGUGGAGAGAGAAAGAAGGAGUCACUUGCUCUGUCUCUCUCUCUCUCUGUCUUAGUAUUUCUUCUUUGGCUUCGUUCAUUGCUAUCAUUAACAACAAAGGCAAUGUUGGAGAGACUAUAGAGAUUGGGAAUUUAGAUCCUAAGAUUGCAACUUUCAGGAUAGAUUCUGGCAAACUGAAAGGAGUUCUACUUGAAAGUGGAAGUCCUGAGGAAUUUCAACUCCUUCCGAAACUUGCGAGGAGCCAGCCUAGUGUUGAUAAAUCCAAGCUUCAGAAAGCAUCUUCAGUUGAGGAGGUGCUAGAAAUAGCUCAGGAAUCCCUACAAGCUGCAACAAAAUUGAAGAGCAAACCGUUCAGAAAUUUAUAGAAUUCUGUGAAAUCUAAGAUAUGGGUACUUGUCCAAUCAGCUCAGAAAGAUGAUCCAACACAAUUUAUUCUCCGGAUUUGAACUUUCACCUUGUUUUUUCUGAUCUGGGUACUCGUCUUAUUGUCUUUUUCACUGGGGUCCUCUGUUUCAUUACCAUUUGGGCCCGCAGUUUAAGUGUAAUUUGUCCGAUCUUGUUUUCUUCUUUCUUCAAUUUCUGUGAUUCAAAUCCAUGGAAGAAGACCAAGAAUUGAGACAUGUGUGCAAGUUCUGCAGCAAGAGCUUCUCAUGUGGUAGAUCCUUGGGUGGUCACAUGAGAUCUCACAUGAUUAAUGACAUUUCAGCUCAAGCUGAUGGUACUAAGCUCACCAAGAAAAAGCUCCCAUCUCUCCCCAACGAUAGUGGAGCUAAUAACAAUACCACUUGCACCGAAACUAUUGGUUAUGGCCUCAGAGAAAAUCCAAAGAAGACUUGGAGACUUGCAGAUCAUUCAAGUGAAGAUACUUCACUCCUUGACAAACCCUGCAAAGAGUGUGGCAAAGUAUUUCAAUCUUGGAAAGCUUUGUUCGGUCACCUGAAGUGUCACACACUAGAGAAAGAAAAAGUGUCAAACGAUAAUAGCCAGGAGGAGCAGCAAGAUUCUUGGACCAGUGCUAAUAACCAGAAGCUGCUCAUGGACAGCCAAUCUGACAACGAAACUGUUGCUCCUAAUCGAAGAAAGAGAUCAAAAAGGAGAAUAAGGUACAUGGGUGCUGAAAAUUCUUCUUCCCUGUCUUUUGCUAAUAAUACAUCCUCCUCUGUUUCUGAAAUUGAGCAAGAACAAGAAGAGGUUGCCAUGUGCUUGAUGAUGCUUUCUAGGGAUGUUGGUCGGUGGGGUGGCUUGAAUUCUGUUGCUGAGUCCUCUGAUAACAAUUCUGUGUUUCUUGAAACUAGUUUGGUUAAUUCUAAAACUGAAGGUAAGCCUUCUGUUUGCAUUGGUACUAAGACUGUGAAAGUGAAAACACUUGGUAAGAAGUUGGAGAAUGGCAAAUUUGAGGAUGAUGAGGAUUUCAAAGUUGAAAACAGAAAUUCAGAAUUCUUUGCUUCUGGGAAUUCAAGAAAAGGGUUUGGUAAGAGUGAUAAAGCCAAGAAGUCUGAGCUAGAUGAUGAGCGUGGACCUGAGAAUUCUAGAGUUAAAUUGGGCAAGAAUUUGACCAGGGAAACUAAUUUGGAUCAAGCUGGAAUGGUUCCUAAGUAUAGUUCAAGCAAGAGAAAGUUGAGCGACACUUUUGAUCCUGAAUUGAAGUCAGAUUACUUGAAGAAGAUAACAACCAAUGCUUCAGAUUCUGAAGUUUGCAAGAACUCUGAUAGAAACAGCAGAUUUGAGUGUACUACCUGCAAUAAGGUAUUCCACUCUUACCAAGCUCUAGGAGGCCAUAGAGCUAGCCGCAAAAAGACCAAAGGUUGCUUUGCAUCAAGAAUUGACAGCAUUGAAACUGAACUACCUCCUGAUCUAACAGCAGAUAGUAAGCUCAUCAAAUCCAUCAAAAAUGAGAUUUCUACUGAUCACUUGGCCAUAGAUUGUGACAACAAGGCUGAGACAAGUUAUGGGGCAAAGAAGAGUAAUGGACAUGAGUGCCCUAUUUGUCUUAAGGUGUUCCCAUCAGGACAAGCAUUGGGUGGUCACAAGAGGUCUCAUCUAGUGGGGGUUACUGAGACUAAAAAGAACCAGAUUAAUGCAAUCCAAGAACCAAUUCCACCCAUUAGAGACUUGCUUGAUCUUAAUCUUCCUGCUCCUGUUGAAGAAGAAGGCAACGGGCUUAUGGGGUUUAAUCCAUGGUGGAUUGGAAGCAGCCACAAGCAUGAAUCCCUUGUAGGUUUGAUCUCUAACUGAAUUCUCUAAUCCAGGCCAAGCAUGGUUUUCAAUAAAAAGGUUCAAGAGUGUAAAGAUUCAUUCAUUUUUUUUUAAGAUUUAGAAAUUAGCUAAUUGCUCUUAGUAGCUUUUUCCUUAGGCUUACUUCACAUUCCAAUCCCACAAAAAUCAAAUGUUAAACUCUUUUUUAUGACUUCAUUUCCUUUAUGUUUUCCUUUUUCAUGGUUUCAAACAAAUCCAGGCGCAUUAAUCUCUUGAGCCUGGAAACUACAAAACUGUAAUUGAUUGUCAUUUUACUGUA